UCCAUCUCGCUCAGAAGUCCGGAGAAUGAAGCCGACAUCCGUCCGGUGAGUGGCGGUGCCAAGCCUCCCAUUCACGUCGACGUCUCGAACGGUGACUCGUGACGGCAAGCUCGGCUGGACCGGGUGGAGGUGGCAGCACUAUAGGCCUACCAGCUGGCAACGAACUAAAGAUGAUAGUCCGCGAGCCCGUAUAGGUUCUCAAGCGCGUGAUUGAGCGAGUUGCCAUGACAGUCGACAUCCAUGUCGAUGGAGGCCAGAAGGCGAAAGAACUGCUCAGCGUGUCCUCCGCACAGCAACUGUGGGAAAAAUGGGAGCUGCAGUGCUUGGUCCUUGCCAGCUUCACCCUGCAGGCCUUCUUCCUGUUCGCCGCCAGCAUCCGGCGGCGCAACAAGUCCGCUGUGCUCCGCAUCCUGCUCUGGCUGGCGUACCUGUCCGCUGACUACGUGGCGGUCUUCGUCCUCGGGCACCUGACCCUGAAGAUGGACGACCCGCAGCACCAGCUGGUGCUGCUGUGGGCGCCCGUGCUGCUGCUCCACUUGGGCGGCCAGGAUACCAUCACGGCCUUCUCCAUGGAGGACAACGAGCUGUGGAAGCGCCACCUCCUGGGCCUCCUCACCCAGGUGGCGAUGGCCGUGUACGUGGUGGCCAAGUCCUGGCGCAGCAGCAGCGACGGGCUCCUCGUCGCCACCGUCGCACUCAUGUUCGUCUCCGGCACCGUCAAGUACGCCGAGCGGACGUGGGCGCUCAAGACGGCAACCUCCGACGCCAUCAAAGACAGCCGCAUGAGCGACCUGUACGAAGCCAUGAGGACGAGAGAGGCUGCCGCCAGUGGCAGCUCAUCGUCGUCGUCCUCCUCGGCGGUCCGGAUCCAGAGGUACAACCAAGACAUUGUUGGCCGUCAGAAAUGGUGGCUCCAGGAGGAGUACGCCGACCUCGUGCAAGCGGCCGGUGACAGCUUCCCCAACUGCAUGAACGCGCUGAUGGACAUCCCCGUCGCGCCAUGGUUGCUGCCCCAGAUAUGGGGCAUGAUCCGAGAGAUCCAGCGCCUCCGUGGACCCGCGACGCAAGCAGCAGGUGCAGGCGGCAGCAGGGAGGAGGUUGACGCGUUCCCGUCCAGGGCGUACAAGCUGGGCGAGAUCCAACUCUCGCUCAUGUACGACCACCUCUACACCAAGGUCGGCCUCCGGUACGCCCAGCGUUGGCCGGUCGUCGGCCUCGGCCUACCGCUCCUCACGCUCGCCACCACCUCGUCGGCUCUCGCGCUAUUCGCGGCGGCGGCGACGAGGAAGAAGGAUGGCGGCGCGUCGUACAGCGCCGUCGACGUCGCCGUCUCCUACGUCCUGCUGGGCGGCGCCGUGGCGCUGGAGGUGCUGUCCAUACUGACCGUGACGCUGUCCUUCCGCUCCUACUGCUUCCUGCGGGACAAGCUUGGCGCCGGCGGCAGGCUCACGCCGGCGGUCUUCUGGCUGGUCAGGUCCCUGAGACCCUACGACAAGCCGCUGUGGUCGAACAAGUGGGCGCAGUACAACCUGCUCGCCGGAUGCAUCAGGGAGAAGCAAGCCGGCGUGUUCAAGAGGGCGAUGCGUCGCGUCGGCCUGGCCGGGGACACCGAGCUCCGCCGCAUCUCCGACGAGACCAAGGCGCUCAUCUGCAACGAGCUGGACGACCAGAAGCGGCUGUCGAAGUUCAGCCACGCCCGGGGGACGGAGAUCCUGUUGCUGAGCGGCCACGGCGAGGGCUCGCCGCUGCACAAGAGCAUCGCCAAGGUGGACUUCUCCACAAGCGUCGUCAUGUGGCACCUUGUCACCGACAUGUGCUUCUUCUUUGGUGGCAAGCCGCCGGGCAUGGACGACGGCGGCGGCCGACACGCGGCUCUGGCCCGGGAGGUCUCCAGCUACCUCAUGGACCUCGUCAUGGAACGACGCGUGCUGAUCAGCAGCGAGGGACACGUCGCGCACCGCAAGGCCCGCGACGAGGUGAAGCAGAUCCUGGCGCGGCACGAGGGGGCAAAGGUACUCGACGCGGGCGACGCCGACGCCAUGAGGAAGUUGCUGGAGGCCGGCGUGCCAAUGAUCUCGGACCCCGCCGAGCGGGGCGCGGCGCCGGAGGGGGUGGACAUGGUGUUCGCGAGCAACUCGUACGAGACCAUGCGGCCGGUGCUGCCCCGCGCGUGGAGGCUCGCGCAGCUUCUGCUACAGAAAGGCCGAGGCGCGGCGGAGACAGGAGGCGGCGCUCCACCGUGGGAGAUAAUCGCGUCGGUCUGGGUGGAGAUGCUCUUCCACCUCGCCACGAGGUGUGAGGCCGGCUUCCACGCCAAGAAUCUCAGUACCGGCGGCGAGUUCAUCACACAUGUCAGGUUCCUGCUCCUCAAUCGGGGGAUCGGCUGGAACUUCAUCCUUGGGCGAGCUUGACGACCUUGCUGCGGCCUGCCUUCAUGCGCGCAGCUGAUAACCAAGAAUCUACUCCAUCCGUUCCAAAUUAUAAGUCAUUCAAACUUUCUUAAUUAUAAAAUCAAAGUAUCUUAAUUUGACUAAGUUUUUAUAAUAAAGUACCAAUAUUUAUGAUACCAACUAAA
Messenger RNA from Panicum virgatum (switchgrass), 2575 nucleotides. RefSeq lists its product as uncharacterized. NCBI's taxonomy places the organism in Eukaryota, Viridiplantae, Streptophyta, Magnoliopsida, Poales, Poaceae. The record is from RefSeq and is a predicted model, not a curated record. The coding region runs from base 225 to 2411 and encodes 728 amino acids. The transcript is spliced from 3 exons.